AUGGAUAUUCAAUUAAAUUUUCUCAAAUUUCAACCUUUAAAGAACUGGCUUGAUUAUUUUUUAAAUAGACAAGAACUAAGGGAUUUACUAAAUCAAACUUCAGACCUCAAUUUUGUGAUUGCUUUAUGCGAUCAAUUUGUCGAACAAGCAUUGGUAACAGAAAAGGAAUUGGCUCAAGUUGGGAAAAUUUAUCUAGACCAAGAAGAUAAAAUCUGUUUGAAAUAUAAAGCCAACGAUUUAUGGCUUUGUGCUAUGAGCUGUUUUGCUUGUUGUAAUUGGGACUUGGGGCUCCUAAAUGUACAGAAAAUUCAGUCAUUGUUGGACCAGCUGGUUAAAUGGACUUUAUUACAAGAAGAAAUUAUUCAGGAUCCUUUCGAUUAUUUCUGCAGUGUUACCUCUUCUGAAAAAUUUGACACAAAAAGAAUUUUUUCUGUAUGGCUUUAUGCUCGUUGGAUUCUUUUGGUUGAUUCAGAGGCUCGUUUUCCUUCAAUCCCUGCAAAGCCAACAGUCAGCAAUCCUUACAAUUAUCUCGAUCAGAGUCUCCUUCAAGCAGAGAAGUUGGCACAAACAAUCCUCGAUAUCCAAAAGAAAAUGCCGCAGGCCAUAAAACUUUUGGACCAGAUGUGGAAUUUAUAUAGUGGAAUUUAUGUACCCAAAAAAGAAUGUUUUUAUCCUAAUUUGGAGGUUAUUACAGAGGGUUCUAAUCUUAAAAAUAUUGGUGAAUUUGCAAAGCCUGACAUCCAAAAACAUUCUUGGUUCUUUAAACUUGAUAUUUUUCAAUUGAGAACUGCUUAUGAUCUUUUAAAUGCGCAUUUUUGUGCAAAACAUUUUUCUAAAGCAAAGACACUUUUUGAAUUUGUAAGAAAAACUUGGCAAAGACUUAAAAACAAUCCUGAAUCCAUUGAUAAAGAAAAUAAAUACUUUUUACCAAGUGAGAAGGAUAUUAAUGGAUUUGCCUGUGCCUUGGGAUUUGAUAUUCCUAAAGAAAAUUCUUCACUUUGGCAAUCUGGUGACAUUAAUUUAUUUAUGCAAUUUGCCCUUGUUAGGCCCAAACAUAAAAUUCCUGUUAAUAUUUUGGUUGAAUUACUUUCUAUGGGAAUUUGUCGAGUUUCAAAAAUUUAUCUUGACAAAGAACUUCGACAAUCUGAAGAAUUGCGUUUAGAGUUAAUGAAAAGUUUCCAAUCACAUCUUUCUUCUUUAAACGGUUUAAAUUCAAAAAUUAAAUAUAUUCAACGUGCCAGAUUACUUGGCUCUCUUUACUUUCUUUGUUCCCAUUGUUUUGAAUUCACAAAAUCUGAAAAUGCUCUUUGGAAUGUUGUUACCUCUUUUGAUAUUAAUGUUCUUCGUAACUCGUUUGCACAACUUGAUCCUUCAAUUCGUAUUGAAAAUAAAAGGAUGGUCUUCUCUCCAGUUUCUGCUGAUCCAAUUUUAAAUGCCAUAAAUGCUUCUGGUGAUCGUUUUUUUAUUCGAAGUCAAAUAAUGCUAUGGAAAUUGGAACAACUUGCUCUUCAAGGGUUAACAAAUUGGAAUACAGAUUUUUGUCGUCCAAGUUUUCCCCAUGAAUUUGUUAAAAAUGCAGCAGAAUUGAAACAACAGCUAAAUGGUGUUUUGACUAGAGCAAUUCAAGAUAACAAGAGUACUUUUCAGAUUUUUAGUAAAGAGUUAACAUGUUAUUUACUAAACAAUCGAGAAUGGUCAUUCACCAGUCAACGUAUCAAAAAUCAACCCCUUUUAACUACUCCUUUUACAAAUAUUGCUGUUAUUUUUUCAUUUUUCUUCACUAAAUUGUAUGUGGAAAAGAAACGAGACGAGGCAUUUAAAACAGCCAGAGAAGUUAUUUGGAAGGUUUUAACUCCAACAUUUGAUGCUGUUAAAUUUGGGCAAGAACCAAGGCAAUGUAUGAUUGGAAAAGAAGCAUUAAUUAGCUUGAUUGAGGGAUUGAAGGAUUUGGAAGUCCUCAAUAUUUUUAUAGGAUUUGUCAGUUUUCUUUACAAUUUUGUUUUAACUACAUAUCAAAAACCAUUAAAAAGUAGCAUUAAUUCAACGGGAGAGUCUGAUGCUGUAGACAAUGCUACAGGGACAACUGAUGAAUCAACAAGUCAACAACAACAUACAGAAACAACAUUGUUACGUGCUGUUGGACGAAAUGUCUAUUUGGAUAAUGUUGAAUUGUGGCAAUCAAUAAGUACAUUGGAAACAUACAAGACGUAUGACAUAGAUGUUGAUUAUGUUGAAAAAGUACUAGAUUUACUAGCUGAACAAGCAUCUCUCGUUGGACCAGUUUAUUUGCCUUGGUUGUGUUUUCGAGCUGAUUAUGCAUUUGCUCGUGAAAGAUAUGAGGAGGCAACUUUGCUUUAUUUGGAAACAAUUAUAGCAUUGGAUCGUGGACUCAAUCAUCAAACAUCUUCACAGGAAGUUGGAGGUACUAGCACAACAACGAAGCAAUUAAGAAAGAAAAUGGAUAUUGAUUUGAUUUAUUCAAAAUUGGCAGUUUCACUCUAUUUUCUUCGAAUGCCAACUUUAGCAGCAAUUGUUGGACAAAUGCAUACAGAUAUCAAACCUCAUUUAAAUUUGGUAGAAUAUUUAUUAAAAAAUACUGCAGCAACAAUAGAUUCUGGUCCAGCAUAUUUUCCUUUAAUUGCUGAUAUUCAUUUAAUGGAAAGGAUGGCUGUAAUGUAUGAACAACCACCAUUAGAAUUACCUCUUUAUACACAAGCUUUGUGCCAACCAAGUAGAGCAAUUAAUGUAAACAAUUCUCAAGAAGUUUUGGACAGAGAAAGGUUAAGAAGAAAUGAAAGAAUAGCUGAAAUACUUUGUAAACAAUUUUUUGGAAUUAAUAUAGGAAGGAGAUAA
Messenger RNA from Meloidogyne enterolobii, 2853 nucleotides. The record is from the annotation of a GenBank genome assembly. Lineage: Eukaryota; Metazoa; Nematoda; Chromadorea; Rhabditida; Meloidogynidae.